UUUUCCUAGACUGUCUUGCUGAUAAUCUAGAUUGCCUCAACCUCAAUAAAUUUAAAAUGUGUGGGCUUCAGCUCCCGGAUUUCCCCAGCCUCAUACAUGACUGGAAAGGCAUUUUGCCCUCUUAGCUGUUCUUGCAAAGCAGAAAACUGGAUUCCCACACGGAAUGCUAAGCUGAGGGGAAUUCUUUUGUCAUUUGGGAUUAAGGAGUACAAAUCUAUCAAUUAAACAACAGUACCGCUUUGUUACACCACACAAGUCUUUCCUGUUUCCUGCAGUGCCACAGAUGCCAGUGAGGUCUCUAUUUAUUCAGACACAGGACACUCCAAAUCCAAACAGCUUAAAGUUUAUUCCAGGAAAACCAGUCCUGGAGUCCAGAACGAUGGAAUUCCCGUCUCCUGCUUCCACCUUCUGCUCUCCAUUGGCAAGGCAGCUCUUUCGGAUUGAAGGCGUUAAAAGCGUAUUUUUCGGAACAGACUUCAUUACUGUCACAAAGGAAAGUGAGGAGGUGGACUGGAACUUAAUAAAACCCGAUAUCUAUGCAACUAUUAUGGACUUCUAUGCUUCGGGCUUGCCCCUUGUUACAGAAGAGAGCCCUCGUACAGACACAGCCCCAUCUGAAGAAGACGAUGAAGUUGUAUUAAUGAUAAAAGAGCUGCUGGAUACCAGAAUCAGGCCAACCGUCCAGGAGGAUGGGGGAGACGUCAUCUUUAAGGGCUUUGAAGACGGGAUUGUGCAACUGAAGCUGCAGGGUUCCUGCACCAGCUGCCCCAGUUCCAUCGUCACCUUAAAGAGUGGAAUACAAAACAUGCUGCAGUUCUAUAUUCCAGAGGUGGAAGGUGUAGAGCAGGUGGUUGAUGAUAAUGAAGAAAAAGAAGUCAAGUCAACCUGAAUCGGGGAAGAGCCCUGGACUGUGGGCAGAAAUUAUGUGCCUGGCGGGUUUGUCUAAAUUGGCCCAAAUGCAGCUUCUUCAUUGGGCCAAUUCUGUUUUUGUUUCACUGCAUAAGAAAACAAGCAAGUAGGAACAAUCUUUGCUUUACAUGAACAAAAAGAGGAAAGCAGACACAAUAGGUAGGUUCCCAACAGUUUCUGAAAUACACGCUUCCUCCCUUGGAUUCAAAUAUUUUCUGAAGUAUCUCCAAUUAAUCUUCCUGAAUAUCAGUUAUCUAUUUAUUGGGCAGGCUCUCUUCUCAUUGACACUAUAGUCACUUCUGGAGAUGAUUUGGUCAUAGAGCACUGCAUUUUUUUAAAAAACCUUUCCCCCGCUACUUAGAUUUCAAAAGUAAUUUUUUAAUUGUGCUCUCAUCAGGAGGCUUAAAUUUAUAGCUUUCAUUUUGUUUUAAAAACACCCAUGGGUUCAAUAAAAUAACACUUAAUACCACUGUCAUUUACCUUAUUUGCAUAGAAACUAUCUGGUAAUACUUUGUUCCAAAAUUCAGCAGACUUCACCAUCCUUCUUGGUGAUCUCAAGGGAGCCAAACGUUUUUACAACCCGACUAGGAUUUUUUGCACUUGGAGCCUGAACACACUUAUAUCAUGCUUUGGAUUUAAAUGUCUUGAAUCUGUGGAGCAAACAAUCCAUUUGCAAGUCCUGCUUGGUUGCAGUGAGGUGUUGUUCAUAGAUGCUGUGAUUGUAAGGAAAUAAUUGAAGUGUGUCGUGGGUCCAAUGAAGUCCACUAAGUGCAUUUACAGUUUAGAGGAAUGCAUGAAAUGAGAUCCUUUUGGGAGGACAAUUUAAAAAUGGCUUAGCCAGACGCUGGGGCGUAUAGCUUCUGAAGACGGGCCUGGCCUUUCUUCUUAACACCAAUCCUUAAGGGCAGCAAAAAAAUCUUGUGAAUUGGUGGGAGCCAUUGAGGGCAUCAGCUGACCUUCCAUUACUGAAUUGGGGUUUUGAAAGAGAGACGGAGGCUUACAGAGGUUUUAUGUGCUGCUUCGUCUGUUUCUGGAAAAUAGAAGAACAACAUUGCUCAAACUUGGGGUGAAGCAGCUGCUUUCAUUGCAAAGCAUAAGGACUGAGACAUGUGCCUUGCAAGGUGACAUUCCAGUAAGAGCCCAGGAGGUUUGAGACAGCCGAUUUCAAAGGUUUAAAAUCAGUUUAAAUUAAAGCAAUUGGUAUGUAAUUCUGAAUGUGGUCGUUCUAGAACUUUUGCCUGCACUUUGUGAAUAAAGACGCAUCGUGGCUCAAACGUA
Ahaetulla prasina is the source of this 2187-nucleotide messenger RNA. RefSeq names its product NFU1 iron-sulfur cluster scaffold (gene NFU1). The coding region runs from base 284 to 889 and encodes 201 amino acids. The transcript has 8 exons. Gene Ontology annotation, biological process: iron-sulfur cluster assembly. Gene Ontology annotation, cellular component: mitochondrion. The record is from RefSeq and is a predicted model, not a curated record. Gene Ontology annotation, molecular function: iron ion binding; iron-sulfur cluster binding. Lineage: Eukaryota; Metazoa; Chordata; Lepidosauria; Squamata; Colubridae.